Messenger RNA from Dacryopinax primogenitus, 1677 nucleotides. RefSeq names its product MFS transporter. The transcript is spliced from 7 exons. The coding region runs from base 1 to 1677 and encodes 558 amino acids. Gene Ontology annotation, biological process: transmembrane transport. Lineage: Eukaryota; Fungi; Basidiomycota; Dacrymycetes; Dacrymycetales; Dacrymycetaceae. The record is from RefSeq and is a predicted model, not a curated record. Gene Ontology annotation, molecular function: transmembrane transporter activity.
AUGGAGUACCAUCACCACCAUGAAGAGCACCCGAGACAUCUUGCAAGGAGUCACGCGCAUGAAGGCGACAUCCCCGGGACGGUAUACAUGAAAGCCGAGGAGGGCGAUGACACGAAGGGGUCGUACGGGCAGGCUUUGUUCCCUGUACCUGCUGAAGAUCCCAACGAUCCUCUCCAAUGGCCUAACUACAAGAAAACGAUGAUUCUUAUCAUCUGCUCUCUCUACUCCUUCCUGGGAAACAGCGCCUUGCUCGGCCCAUCAGUCUACAUCGGCAUCUACGCUGAGGAGUUCGGUGUGGACCCGAACACUGCAAGCGGUCUGAUUUCCUAUCCCAACCUGGUGUACGGGUUUGGAAGCUUGAUCUUGGUACCGUUGUAUCUGAAGAUCGGGAGAAGACCAGUCAUGCUGAUCUCUUUGAUUUUCUUCCUUGUCGGUCUCAUCGCGAGUUCACAAUGUACAACCUUCUCCGGUCUGAUGGCCUCGCGGAUUAUCCACGCUUUUGGUUCGGGUGUAUGCGAAGCCCUUCCCGUACAACUGGUCAACGACAUCUUCUUCCUCCACGAACGCGGCAAGAGAAUCGGCUACUACACCAUUUGCCUCUGCCUGGGCUCAACAGGACCUCUAUAUGCAGGGUAUAUGCUUACAGGCGGAUUUUCCUGGCGGCUCUACUUCUACGUCGAGAUCGCAUUCGCUGGCGCUCUGUUCAUCCUCGCCUUCCUUUUCGUAGAAGAGACCGCAUACAAACGUGUUUCCUCCAACCCAGGCACCUUCCAUCCUUCUACGACCGUGCAGCCUGCCGGCCCCUCUGGCAGCACAGGCUCCUUCAACGAGCCUUCGGCGGAAAAGAUCAUCCCAUCCGCAGAGCAGAUCGAGUACGCCACCCCCAAUAUCCCCGAGCGGAAGAGCUUUCUUCAGACUCUCAAGCCCUGGAGCUCGAUCGAUCACGAGGCACCGUUCUUUAUGACCAUGCUCAGGCCGUUUACGUACUACCUCGUUCCGGCAGUGCUGUGGGUAGUGACCACUUAUGGAAUCUAUAUUGGCUUGGGCGCGCUUGCGUUCAACUAUACAUUCCCGCUGAAGAUCACCGCGCCACCCUAUAACUGGAGCCAGACAAACGCAGGCCUGAUCGCAGUUGCCUCGUUAAUUGGCUACCUCCUCGCAGCCCCCUUCACUUUCUCGUCCGACCGUGUCGCUGCCUACUUCACGCGCAAGAACGAUGGCGUGCGCGAAGCCGAGAUGCGGCUCUCCGUCAUGCUCCCCGCGAUGCUUAUUGCCCCUGCCGGUCUGGUGGUGUACGGACUCACAGCGGAAAAGAACCUACACUGGAUCGGGUACUUUAUAGGCGUAGCGAUGGAUCAAUGGGGCUCAUACUUCUACUUCUCGUUCACCCUCGCCUAUGCCAUCGACUCCUAUUACGCCAAUACAAGCGAGAUGCUGAUCGCCAUGAAUCUUGGCAAGCAAGCAAUCUCCUUCGGCAUGGGUAUCUACCUCCUCAACUGGAUCCUUGAGCACGGUUAUGCAGUCAUGAUCGCGGGCGUGUUCAUGGCCAUCCUGCUCGCGAACAACCUCUGCUUGCUCAUAUUCAUGUUCUGGGGCAAGCGUAUCCGUACUUGGACAUCAAAGACGUGGCUCGCUGGGAUGCACAAGGCGACCAUCACCCAGGUCAUGACGCAUUAA